Orussus abietinus is the source of this 5656-nucleotide messenger RNA. RefSeq names its product sodium-dependent dopamine transporter (gene DAT). The record is from RefSeq and is a predicted model, not a curated record. Gene Ontology annotation, biological process: sodium ion transmembrane transport; dopamine uptake involved in synaptic transmission. Gene Ontology annotation, cellular component: neuron projection; neuronal cell body membrane; presynaptic membrane. Lineage: Eukaryota; Metazoa; Arthropoda; Insecta; Hymenoptera; Orussidae. Gene Ontology annotation, molecular function: dopamine:sodium symporter activity. The transcript has 13 exons. Bases 468 to 2414 code for a protein of 648 amino acids.
CGCGCCGAGGUUCGAUGGCGUCGGUCGUUAGAAAUUUCGUGCCCUCGGGAGAAUCCAUCGGCAAUUCGAGAACCUAAGAUCUAUCUCCGUUUCACUGAACCCACUCCUAGAAUAGUAAGGAAAGGGAGCCGAUUCUGAAGAUAAUAAUACCGCUUAGAAGGGAGGAGGACCUUUUUAAUGUUCUUGGUCGGUGCCGCUAACUUCGAUUCUCUCACUGAGUCGUCACGUGACGUCGGGUAGGGGAUUGGAUUUAAGGCAGGAUCUCUCUUUAUCGACCGAGCGGGAAAUCGUACUCGAAGGUGGGCAUGGGUCUGACGGAUACCAGUUUCGAACUACUUCUGACUCUGUGGCGGGUUUUGGGCACGGGAGUCCUCUGGACCUGCGGCCUCUCGCAGUGCAGUGGUGCCUGGACCGGCCGCGACACCGCCAGCCUCGGCCAUUAGCUCUUCUCUACUGGGACCGCGGGGAUGCCAUCGAAGGUGGUCAAGACGACGACCCCUGCCGGGGUCGACGGCGACGGUGACGGCGAGAGAAGAGAGACCUGGUCCGGGAAAGUGGACUUCCUCCUGUCCGUCAUUGGAUUCGCCGUCGAUCUUGCCAAUGUCUGGAGAUUCCCUUACCUGUGCUACAAGAACGGGGGAGGUGCAUUUCUGGUGCCGUACUGCGUGAUGCUAGUAGUCGGUGGAAUUCCCUUGUUCUACAUGGAACUUGCUCUUGGCCAGUUCAACCGGAAAGGUGCCAUUACAUGCUGGGGACGUCUGGUUCCGCUUCUCAAAGGAAUCGGAUAUGCAGUGGCCUUGAUCGCGUUCUACGUCGACUUCUAUUACAACGUGAUCAUAGCCUGGGCACUUCGGUACUUCUUUGCCUCCUUUUCGAGUAUGUUACCCUGGACGACGUGCGACAAUCCUUGGAACACUCCUCUCUGCCGGGAAUUCGACGUGAACGUUUCCUACAUCGAUGACUUCCCCGAUCCGGAGAUCGAUUCCUGGUCAAACGUCUCGACGAGUUUUCGGAACGGUGUCGUCAAUGCAUCCUUGGAGGAUUAUGGAAACAGCACGAUAUAUACCAGCGCCGCGCAGGAAUACUUCAACCGGGCCAUCCUGGAGCUGCACCAGAGCGCUGGACUGCAUGACUUGGGAGCCAUCAAGUGGGACAUUGCCUUGUGCCUCCUCAUAGUCUACCUCAUCUGUUACUUCUCCUUAUGGAAAGGAAUUUCCACCUCGGGAAAAGUGGUGUGGUUCACCGCCCUGUUUCCGUAUGCGGUUCUCCUGAUUUUACUCGUACGUGGAGUGACAUUGCCCGGAAGUGGCGAAGGCAUCCGCUAUUACCUGAGGCCGAACUUCACCGCCAUCACGAAGGCGGAGGUGUGGGUGGAUGCCGCUACGCAGGUCUUCUUUUCCCUUGGCCCAGGAUUUGGCGUACUCUUGGCCUACGCGAGUUACAAUAAGUAUCACAACAACGUUUACAAGGAUGCCUUGCUGACUAGCUUGAUAAACAGUGCGACUUCGUUCGUGGCCGGUUUCGUGAUAUUCUCGGUUUUGGGGUACAUGGCACGAGCCAGUGGAAAAUCCAUUCAAGACGUGGCCACGGAAGGUCCAGGGUUGGUCUUCAUCGUUUACCCUGCAGCGAUUGCAACAAUGCCAGGAUCUAUAUUUUGGGCUUUGAUUUUCUUCAUGAUGUUACUGACCCUUGGUCUGGACAGCUCGUUCGGAGGAUCCGAGGCAAUCAUCACGGCGCUAAGUGACGAGUUCCCGAUUAUUGGCAACAAUCGCGAAAUCUUUGUCGCCUGCCUUUUCACGCUCUAUUUCCUCGUGGGACUUGCAUCUUGCUCUCAGGGAGGUUUUUAUUUUUUCCAUCUCUUGGAUCGUUACGCUGCUGGUUAUUCGAUGCUAUUUGCUGUCCUGGCGGAAGCUAUCGCAAUUAGUUGGAUCUAUGGAGCUGAUCGUUUCUGCGCCGACAUUAAAGACAUGAUUGGUUUCUCACCCGGCCUUUAUUGGCGAGUCUGCUGGAAAUUCGUCGCCCCCAUAUUCAUCAUGUUCAUCAUAGUCUAUGGGUUGAUGGGGUACGAGCCGUUGACGUACGAAGACUACGAGUAUCCUGUGUGGGCCAAUGUCCUCGGUUGGCUCAUUGCAUCCUCCUCCAUUGCCAUGAUUCCUGGAGUAGCUAUCUACAAAAUCAUCACGACGCCUGGAACAUUUGUACAGAGGAUGAAAAUUUUGACGACACCUUGGAGAGACACUCAGCAACGGGCUACGUUCUCUUCCGUGGCGAACGGUGCUGUGAGGAGGAGUUUCCUCGCAGGGGAAGGCUUCGAUGUCACAACGGCAGAGGAAGAAAUGACGAAGGAGCAGACGGAGGUCAUGAUCCAGCCCUGUGAAGAAAUCAAUGGAGAUCCUCCUCCUGAACCCGUGUAGGACAAUACCGUAGUAAUCCUGCACGGUGCUCGGUUCCAAGUUUACCUUUGUUAGCGUAAACCAAAUCCGUAGCUUCGUCUUUACGAAUUCUACGCUCUGCCGGGGUUUGUUACAGAAAUUAACGCGAGAUCGUCUUCUUACGGAAAGACUGAAGUGCGGUAGGACUGGUUGUGUGAUUUUGCCUUUAAGUGGUAGAAUGUUGAGCCUUUUCGUUUUUUUUCUUCCCUGAAAACGUGAUGAUGUUCAUGUCACCUCAUUGCAUUUCAUUACAAGAAUUGUGAAUCUAAUAAUAGGCGAGAAUUAUUCAUGAUUGGACAUUCAUCCUACAUCCGUGAGUUUCUAUAAGCAAGAAUGUGUAUAAGAAAGCUGGCAGAUGUGGUUACUUGUAUGUGUCCUAUUAUGAGCCGUCGUUAAAGCGUGAAAUAUUUAUAACAAGGGGUUUACAAAAAACGUGCAAAGUCUAACGGUCAGAAUCUGCCAUUUUUAUUGCGAGGAACAAUAUUUAACAGUGAUGUAAUAGAACUUUUAUGUCACUGCGGUAAUACGACCAAGUAAAGAUGCAAAGGGCUCAGCGAAAUUGUGAAAAAUAACGACAAUUUCGCUGCGAGGUAUGAUGUGCACUUUUUAUUCGGGACAACUCUUUGGAAAAGUACUUAUUCACGUUUUCUUCGAUGCCACGUAUCAUUUUUAUUUUUCUAUUGUGGAUAAAUAGCUGCCUUUUAUAAAUUAAUUACAGAGACUUAUACUGUCUUAAUGACAUUAUAUCUUCCUUUUUUGAACAUUUGCUAAAAUUUCUCUGUAAAUAAUCCGAAGCUAGUUAAACCAUUUGUAGCUUCUUAUGAAACAAUACUCGAUUGACGGGCCAUUUCGGUGAAAUGAAUGAUAAUUAUUGAUGUAAAGGAGACUUUUCGUAAGGUAUAUUACAUUUAAGAGAAAAAGGGCGUCGCCGCUUUUACUCAGAAGGGAAAUCUUGAGAGGGCGAAAUGUAGGUCAAGGCUUUAGUAGAAAUGUAGUUAAAUAUCUCUUAAGCUUCACAGAGUGCAAGCCGGAUCUUGUAUUCUGGAGAGAUCUUUUUUAGAUUUUAUUCAUCACUUAUAUCCCCUUCAAUAUCGUCCAUAAAGAAUUUCAGCGGGACUUUUUGUACCUAAUGACAUAUUCCACCGUACUUGCAUUUCUUAGCAUCUGGUGUUUAACAAUGUUUGCAAAAAUCUGACUUAUUCCAACGAAAUUCGUCGUGAAUAUUUCCUAACGAGAGAUAUUUAUCUACCAUUAAUAUUUAUUGAACAAUGAUUUAUCCAUUGCUUUGUGUAUACAAAAUCAACGGGUUUACGAUUCCUUUGAUUUUAUCCCUUGACGUUGUUAUACAAAGGUAUUCGCUGUUAGACUAUUAUAUUUUAUAAGAAAGGACAGAUUUAUUUCCCGUUCUGCAGAAGUAGGAAAUACUAUUUAAGAUGUUACGCUUUGUUAAGGAUAAGAAAUUGUAAUGUGUAAGUGGGCGUUACUCUCGAACGAGGGCCGACAGUUUAGAACCAAAUACCUGAUGUUUACUAUACAAGAGAUAUAGUAAUCUGCUCGUCUUGAUAGUACCUUAUAAGACUAUAAAUUCAUAAAUUGGGCGAAGCGGAUAUAAUAUGGACUACACUCAAUUGUCACGCUUUCCCAAAAAACAAUGCUAUAACGCGACACGUAAUUCACGCUAUACGUAAAUUACCUGUAAACCAACUCGAUCGACGAAUUAAUUGAAACGGCGAUAAACCCAUGAAAGUAAAUCGAGAUCAAAAUGAAAAGUCGAAGCGAGACUGGCCAUGAUCGUUGCACAUAGUGCAAUAAAUAGACGCGGCGUAAUUCGACCUUUUCGACAGAUCAGGAUUGCAAUAAUAAUACUAGCAGGGACAAUAGCGAUUAAGUAAUUCGUAAGGCCUCUGUAACUCGUGCGAUUACCAUUCGUUCGCUUUAAAAGACGAUGUAAGUACGGUAUGUCGUAAAUCGCAGGAAGAGAAUCUGUAAACAUAUCCGAGAGAAAAUCGGAAAUGGUAAUACAUUCGACCAAACACCAGUAACUUAAGCAACGUUUCCACGUAACUUAGAUUAAUAUUAUUUAUUAAUUAUUUCACGGGCGCUAAUGCGGAGUUUAAUUUUAAUUUCAGUAUUAUUUUCAAUUAUUUAAGCAUUAAGACGUGUGAGAGAAUGUGUCUCUGUUGGUCACACACGGACUCAAGGGUAUUCUCAGAAUUUCUAUUGAGAAGACUUUAGUCUGUAGGUGUGGAAAUAUGAUAUAUAUAUAAUAAUUAAUUAUGAGCAUUCAUACGCGGUACCGUACUACCUCUAUAUGCAAUUGCGAAUGUUCAUACAAAUCAUGCCGUGAGUCUUGCAGCCAUAUUCACGAUCGCGUGAUUAGACGAAUGUUCGCGUUCCGUAUGAUAAGAAUUUAGAAAAUGUUACGAAUCAAAAUUUAGAUUACGAGGAGAAGGAUAAGUUCCCGUAGAAGAAUUAUACCGUGCUUUGAAAUAUUAUCUCCCGAAUAGUCAGAUUGUCUAGAAAAAUUAUUUUUCUUUAGUCUUAUGGUCUACCAUGAUAUAUUAUAAAUUAAGUCUAUGUUUAUCGAAACGAAAGAACAGUUUAACAGGAAUUUUAGAUGUAAAUUUUCCACGUGCAUUUAAUUUGCGUCCCUAAAGUUGUUUAACUGUGUACUAAAAGACAAAAGUUAAAUGGGUUAAAAACUGUCACUACUGAGUAAGAAAUCCCUCCCGAUGAUUGUGCAGUAGAGUCAUUGGCGUAAUUGUAGAGAGCGAUAGUUUGUAGAUAUUGUUGUUAAAUAAGUUAUAUACAUAUAUAUAUAUAUUUUGUACAUCGCAUCUGAGCUGCGGCCACAGCCAUAGGUAGCAGCUCAGGCCUUGUUGAUAAUAAUAGGUGAUAAUUGAUGCCAAGUUAACGAAUCCCAGUCUGGUAGGCAAAUUAUAAGUACUCCGUUUGACGGAUAUUUGCAUAAACAUUCUACGUCGGAAGUCAUUCAUACUGCGAUCUGAAUUCUCGGUGGCCAUGCACCUCCAAGAGCCAUAUUGGACGCGCAUCCACUGAGAAGAAUAAAUAAUUAUUUUAUAUUAAAAUUCUUUAUAACCAUUGAUGUUAUUAUUAAAUUAUUAUUAGCGCUCAAUUCCGGCGCCAUUGAUUUCGAUUUUGUAGAGUACGGCCAAGAUGUAACCAUCGUUUUGAAUCGAAUAAAAUUUGUUUGUUUAAUGAAA